Messenger RNA from Tarenaya hassleriana, 1415 nucleotides. RefSeq lists its product as uncharacterized. The record is from RefSeq and is a predicted model, not a curated record. The transcript is spliced from 9 exons. NCBI's taxonomy places the organism in Eukaryota, Viridiplantae, Streptophyta, Magnoliopsida, Brassicales, Cleomaceae. The coding region runs from base 163 to 1095 and encodes 310 amino acids.
UGCUGUCCUACUUCGUCAAGCACGAACACAGAUUUGGGCAUCGGAGGUUGAAGGUGUCCUAUUGUUAGUUCGUCGAUAGUUCCGUGCUGGAAAGCUGAAAAUCUAUUGAUCCGAUCGAUUCCCUUGGAUAUAUCUCUCUGGGGUUGUUUGACGACGGAGACGAUGAGGAUGGGAAUUUGUGCGGCGACGUUGCUCGCAGCUCUGGUCGUAGUCUCUUACGUAGAUUUGGGGUUGGCUUCUCCUUCUACCGUUCCUGCUUUCCUCUGGUCUCCGCAUCUCCAGCCUGAUGGUGAAUUGGGUGAGGCUGUAAAUUAUCAGGUCAUGUCUGCGAAAGAUCUUGUAAAUUCUGUUCUCACUCAAGGAGGAUGGUCAAACCUCUUGUGCUCGGAGAGGAAAUCUCAGGGUCCUGUUGAUAUUGCGCUCGUGUUCAUUGGCAGACAGCUACUCUCUUCCGACAUUACUCUGAAGCGGAACUCUGACCCAGCCCUCGUUGGCACAUUGAAGAACCUGUUUACAGCUUCCAACUACUCGUUGGCAUUCCCAUAUAUUGCUGCACCCGAGGAGGAAAGGAUGGAAAAUUUGUUGUUUUCAGGACUCAAAGAAUCGUGUGCUAACAGUUUAGGAGUCAGCAAUGUUGUUUUCUCAGAGUCGUGCUUUGUAGAGGAUGGAAGGAUUCAGAAACUGGCAGACUUGCAGUCUUUCAAAGACCAUUUGCUUGCUAGAAGAGAAAAGAGAAGAGAAGGGGAAACAGACUUGGUUGUGAUCUGCUCUGACCAGUCUCAUUCAGAGGGUGAAAUAAUCUCUGAACUCGUCAGUUCAGUGGAGCAAUCUGGAGAUAAAUAUGCAGCUCUUUAUGUUUCUGAUCCCUAUGGAUAUACCUCUUACCAGACUCUCCAGAGGUUUCUGGCAGAAAGUGCUGCAGGAAACAGCUCAGUUAAUGCCAUUACAACUUGCGAUGAAGUCUGCAGAUUCAAGGCGUCGCUUCUGGAGGGUGUCCUAGUGGGAAUUGUAUUGCUUCUGAUAUUGAUAUCAGGGCUCUGUUGUAUGGCGGGCAUCGACACACCAGCCAGGUUCGAGACUCCUCAAGAAUCUUGAGUUUGUUUCGCCAUCCGACCUUUUUGCUCUCUGCUCUGCUGCCUUUGUGCUCGGUGGAAGGAGGUACUUUGUAUCCGUUCUUACAUUCACUUAAACUGCAUGUCUUAAAUCCCAUGUAAGAAGAUCUAUUUGUCUGUUGCUGAGUCUUUGUGAAAUAAUGGAGAAGAAUGAACAAAAAACAACACCCAUAAAACAGUUCGUGUAACAGUAUCAUCUUGAUUCUUGUGUCUGUCACUUGUAUCAUUUGUUGGGGGCGAAUGAAGGGCCAAAGGGCCAAGAGAUAUAAGGGGAGCAUAGUAUUUAAGUAUAUUAUUUGAUAA